Neoarthrinium moseri is the source of this 1188-nucleotide messenger RNA. RefSeq lists its product as uncharacterized. Bases 1 to 1188 code for a protein of 395 amino acids. The transcript is spliced from 5 exons. The record is from RefSeq and is a predicted model, not a curated record. NCBI's taxonomy places the organism in Eukaryota, Fungi, Ascomycota, Sordariomycetes, Amphisphaeriales, Apiosporaceae.
AUGUCAACACUACCAGAUCCUCCCGCCGACAUCGACCUUAGCGAAACAAAGGUUCCAGAACUGGUCUCGGUAUUUGUGGUCACCUGGGUGCUUGGAGUGUUAUGCGUGGGCCUGCGUGUCUUUGUCCGUCUGGUUGUGCGCCGCAACAAGCUGUGGUGGGAUGACUGGCUGGUGAUGGCUUCGUUGAUUUGGUCCGGCGCCUUCAUGUUUGAUGUUACCUGCUACAUGGUACCUCAGGGACUCGGGAAACACAUAUGGGUUGCCCCCGCCGAUGCCUUGAAAUCAUAUUUCUUGGGUCUAUUCAUCGCAGAGUGGACUUAUACGCUCAGUCUUGUUCUCGUAAAGUGUUCUAUACUUGCAUUUUACUGGCGGAUAUUCAGCGCCGAGCCGAAAACUCGCCUGUUCAUCUAUAUAAUGGCCGGUAUGGUACUAUCUUGGGGAAUUGCAGUUAUUUUAGUCACGAUCUUCCAGUGUCUGCCGGUAAAUGCAUUCUGGAUGCGUUAUGAUCUUGUCAACCCGAUGCAAGCUUCCGAGUACACCUGCGGAGUGGGGGUCAAGGAAUUCUUCAUAGGCAACGCGAUCCCGAACAUUCUCACAGAUUUCCUGAUGAUAUUGGUACCGUUGCCUUCCAUUUAUAGGCUUUACCUCCCCCGGAGCCAGAAAUACGCUAUCAUGGGAAUCUUUGUGGUCGGAUUAUUCGUCACCGCGGUGUCUAUCGUUCGACUUCAGUAUGUGCUCGCACUUGACUUGACGGCUAUCGACGCAACCUGGAACUGGUCCGACGAGAUGAUGUGGACGGGUGUGGAAACCAAUGUAGCCACAAUUUGCGCCUGCCUCCCAAAUCUCAAACCCCUCUUCAACCUCAUCAUGUUCGGGUCAUGGAAUCACAGCACAGUGCGCUCGACCAACCCCGACGGCACACCACGAAACGGACCAGCCAUAUCACUGCCUGACAGGAAAUGGCCCAGUAGUCUGCGACUCAACCCACAAGAGCAUGGGAGUAGCAAGGCAUUUGUGACCGCCCAAGGAAAGGAUGACAAGCGGCCCUUUUCGGUCCUGACCGACAACGAAUCGAAUACAUGGCGAGAGCAGGACAGUGACUUGGAGUUAACGGGUGGCAGCCUGAGGCAGGGUGGAGCUUCGGGCGUCGUGGUCACAACACAAGUAAAUAUACAUAAUUCGAAGUAG